This is a messenger RNA of Effrenium voratum, 396 nucleotides long. The record is from the annotation of a GenBank genome assembly. NCBI's taxonomy places the organism in Eukaryota, Dinophyceae, Suessiales, Symbiodiniaceae.
AUGAUGGAAGACCAGACACCACAAACCGCACAAACCGAAGCGCCGGCAACGGCGGCCACGCCGACCCCGUCGGCGCUGCCGCGCGACGAACUGGCGCGCAUGACCGACGAUAUCGUCGCCGCGCUGAAGACGGUCUACGAUCCGGAGAUUCCGGCCGACAUCUACGAACUCGGCCUGAUCUACCGCGUCGACAUCGAGGACGACCGGACGGUCAAGGUGGAAAUGACCCUGACGGCGCCGGGCUGCCCGGUGGCCGGCGAGAUGCCGGGCUGGGUCGAAAACGCAGUACGCACCGUCGAGGGCGUCAUGGAUGUCGAGGUGGAGAUGACCUUCGAUCCGCCCUGGACGCCGGACCGGAUGAGCGAGGAAGCGCAGAUCGCGGUGGGGCUCUACUGA